AUGCCGCGUGUUGUGGUGAUCACGAUCGCGUUCAUCUCGGGGCUCUUCGUUGUCAUGGCUCUGGCUGGCUACACGGCCGGUGGUUGUCAGUUGUCAGGCAACAUCCUCUACUCGAUCGUGAACACGUCGGACCCGCUUGGUUUGGCUCCUCUCGGCUUCAGCGCCGACCGCGGCGCCGUGGUCAUGGCGUACUUGUUCAUGCAGAUCCACAUUUCCAUGGCCUUCUCGACGCUCAUGAUGCCGCCGUUCUUCAUGGCCGAGCGGCUGAUCCUCGGCAUGCACAAGAGCCCUAACGUGGUUCAAUUCAACGGAGAGUUGCUGGACCAGAUGAACACCGAGAUGGAUAUCGAGACGCAGGAGAAGCGCUCGUAUCUCCAGAGCUCGACGAAGGAGAAGCGCUCGUAUCUCCAGAACUCGACGCCUGCGGACGGGACGCACUCCCGUCAAGCGUCGGCUGCGAGUCUGGUCGAGAAAGAGUCGGGACGGAUGUCGCACCUGCGGGUUGCGCUCGAGUUCGGCGGCAUGACAGCCGAAGAAGUGAACGCGCCGUAUCGCAAGAACCCGCUGCGCUACGUGGCUCUGCGUCUCACGAUCGUCGCCAUUCUGGUGCUCAUUGCUGUGCUCGCUCGCAGGCGUUUUAUCGACCUCCAGGACUUCACGGGUGCCACUGCCCACACGACGAGCUGUUUGCUCUUGCCAGUGAUCAUCUCCUUGCGGGUGUACUGGAAGUCCAUGUCCGUUUGGGACAAGGGGGCGUCCGUGGUCGUCAUUGUCGUCUGCGCCUUUGCGGGCACGUACGUGAUGAUUGACGCGGGCAAGCACCUGUUUACGCCGUCGGGCGAUGACACGCUGUUUCCGUACUGUAAACCGGAGUUCCAGGACGAACCGUACUACAUCCGAAACAGUAGCAGCAACUAA
Molecule: messenger RNA, 918 nt
Organism: Hyaloperonospora brassicae
Lineage: Eukaryota; Oomycota; Peronosporomycetes; Peronosporales; Peronosporaceae
Source: the annotation of a GenBank genome assembly